GAAGCAUAGGCACAGGCAUAAAAUCACCAGCAAGUAUACUUUUUGUCAAACAAGAUCUAGUCCGAUCUGAGAGUUAUGUGCAUUUUUUAACAUUAUAUGAUAGAGAAUUCAUAAACUUCUAUUAUACUGACUUUUAGUUUGCAAUCUGUUUUCUUCCAUGUUUUUAAGAAGAGUGUGUAUUUGUUCACAGGCCAAGUUUGAAAGCGGAACAACUAAAUAGGCCAGAGUAUUUCAAAUAUUUUGAUCAUUCUCAGAAAAGGGACUCAUGAUACAUUGCUGGCAUGAGAAUUCACAUUCUUUGUAUGUCUGUCUAUUGCGCAUUAUUGUGGGAGAAUUAAGGAGGAAAAAUAACCAUCUUUAUGGUAAAUAGGUUCAAUGAAAAAAGACAAAAAACCCGUAAAGGACUGAGAUCAUCACAUUGAUACACACCCAGAAGCUGCUGAGUUUCCCUGUUUGCUAAGGAAAGAACACACAUGGCAUACUCUGAGGGCAGACCUGCCUCACUGCCCAUCCCGGCUGGUCUUCAUUCCUGUGUGUGAUGACACUGUGGUCACUUGGAGAGAUUAAGUUGCGGCCAUUCCAAAGCCAGUGGCACUAGUGUUAAAGAACGGCCUGCCAGUGCAGAAGACGAAAGAGACUCAGGUUCUGUCCUUGGGUGGAGAAGAUCCCCUGCGGCAGGGAAUCGCAGUCCACUACAGUAUUUUCGCCUAGAAAGUCCCUUGGACAGAGAGAGCCUGGCAGGCUACAGUCCAUGGGGUCACAGAGUCAGACACCUGAGCACAAAUACAGAGCUUUCAUAGACGGGAGGAGGGCGCUACCCGCAGAAACAGCACAGACACCUCUGGCAGGCAUCUGCAGGGGGGCCGUCGGUGGUCUCACCAGCGCCGUUCGGCUGUCUAAGUGCAGUCAGUCUUCAGUUCCAGGAUCGGUUUGCUCCCGUCUCCUGGAGGCCAGUCCUCAGACUGUGGCAGCCUGCGUCGUGGCUACAGCCUGGUCGUCAUGCAUUAACUUCUCCACCUCGUGGGGGUUUCCGUUUCUGCAAAAGAGCUCACGGGACAGGCUCACAGUUUUACCUAUGGCCCUGGAGGAGGAACUAUUAAAGGUCCUUGACUUAAUGACUGAACUGUCUUUAUUUUGUCUUGCUGGGCUGCUUUCUGUGGUUCGGCAUUUUCUCACUUCUCUGAUUAAGCUCAUUGUUUGGCUACAGUUUCUCUACAGAAGAAAGGCAGGCAGAGGAUGUGGGGGUGGGGGGAGGACCACAGUGUCCUUCCGAUGACUUUUUAAAUAAAUGAGCAGUCUGUUAUGCAGAUGGCCCUCGACCUCUCGAGCUUACCACGUGGUAACGGGUCUCCGCUGCUGCUCUGUCUCGCCACAGCUGUGUCCUGUGGGAACCCGGGGACGCCCACCCACGGCAAGAUCAUCAGCAGCGAUGGCGUGGUGUUCUCCAGCUCGGUGGUCUACGCCUGCUGGGAUGGCUACAGGACCUCAGGGCUGACCACUCGCCACUGUACCGCCAACGGGACCUGGACCGGCACGGCCCCCGACUGCACACUCAUCAGCUGUGGAGACCCAGGGACUCUGGCUAACGGCAUUCAGUUCGGGACAGAUUUCACCUUCAACAAGACUGUCAGCUACCAGUGCAACCCUGGCUACACUAUGGAGCCUGCCACGUCCCCCACCAUCCGCUGCACCAAGGACAGUACCUGGAAUCACAGCAAACCGACCUGCAAAGGCGAGUCUCGGGGCUUCUCUUGUGCGUCACUCACAUGUGGAGAGUCUUUAUUGAGUUAACAUUUUACAUCAGUUUGCAAGCAUCCGUGUAGACCUUCUAUGUGCUCAGCAUUCCUGUAAACUCAUUCGCAAAUAUUAAGUCACUUCCUUUCUUACUACCUUAAUCUUGGUUUUACAGCCCGGAGACUGACUCACAGAGAGCUGCAGUAAAUUCUCAAGGUCGCAGGUGGUGUCUUGGAGACAUCGGGCUUCAGGGACAACUCUGGAGCCUGUGCUGUGAACCCAGCUCUGCUGUCUCGGUGUGCGUGGCUGUGUUGAGUCUGUGGCCGUCAUCACGGGGUUGGGGAGGCGGGUCAGAGCCGAUCAUCAGAUAGGGCAGAACAGUGGCAGAGCCCGCCAGUGUCCAGAUGCCUGGUGGGCCUUGAUCGCUGAUACUAAGGAAGCCCCACCAUGAGGAGGGAGUACAGGGAGGUUUCCUACUUGGCCAGUGGACUUUCCAGGGAGAGAGCAAGCAGGCGGAAGGGGUCUGGGGGAAGUAGGGGGGCUGGCGGACCGCUGAUGCAGGGCUGAUCUGCAGGGUGAGCGUCUCCACCAGCUCCAGAGGGAGCUGCAGGCCUUCUCGGCUGGGCGGGAGGGGCAGGGGCAGGAGAGGACGUGGAGGCCAGCAGUGACCACACAGGAGAAACGGGCGCCUUAUCGUCGUUAGACGAGGGACGGGGGAGAGCUGCGAGCUGGAGUAGCAGGAAACCUCAGGAGGAAGGUGCGUCCUGUUGAGUCUUGUGAGGUCAGAGGAGGCCCCAUCCCGAGGGCCGUUUACCCCCUUCCGGCCUGGGCGGUUUGGGCACAUCCUGGUUUCCUCCCAUCAGAGGGUGAGGAGCCCUGUCUCAUGUCCUUCUUUCCAGCUGCGGUUAUUAUCGCUGUGCAGCUCUGUGGCAGGUGCUAAGAGGGUGUUUAACGCAGCUCACACUGUCCUGGUGGGAGCAUUCUAGUCCAGUGAGUGUGUCCGUGGCGCUUACCCCUAGAACGUCUGAUCUCUGGGCUUCAGAUACAUUUGUGUCGAUCUUGUCCCUCUGGUUAGUGUCUGUUGGAUUGACAAGCCUUCCACAGCCAGCCAGGCCCUCACGGAGGAGACCUCUCUCUCCUCCCGCUGGCCACCCUGUCCACUCCUCCCUGGAGCCACGUCACUCAUCACUGUUCCCACCUGGGGGCCUUGUCACCUGGUGUCGACCUGUCUAUAGACUGUUCCCCUAGUCUUCACUUAGGGGUUCUGCAGAAAUCUUUGUUGAUUAAGUGGAUAGAUGGAGAGAAGGUGAAUGGCAAGAGGAGGGCCCGUUUCCAGCCUCCAGAUGUGCACGUGUGGUUGUGUCUGUGUCUUUCUCAUGUGAGAAAGUGUGAGCACCUGUGAGAAAGUGUGAGCACCUGUGAGAAAGUGCAGGUGAGGAAAUACAGCUGAGUCUCCUCUCCCAUCGCCUUCCGUGCCCAGACUGUCAGCGACAAACCUCCUCCAGUGUGAAGUCUCGGAGCUCUUGGGUCUUCAGGGAGCUCUUAGACCAGGCGUCAGAAUAAUGGCUGGAGUGGGCCAGGCAGACGCCAGCACCAGUGGGCAAGUGACUCCUGGGAAGAGUGCUCUCCCUCGAAGCCCCUGGAUGUGACAGAACCCUGGCAAAGUGGUUUCCUACAGGGUCUUCUCUAACCACCCAAGUGUUAGUGCUCAAUUCUUCAGCAAGUGCAUCAGCAGCCUGUGUAUGUCUUUUGGAAACUAUAUGCUGCUGCUGCUACUGCUGCUGCUAAGUCGCUUCAGUCGUG
Capra hircus (goat) is the source of this 3537-nucleotide messenger RNA. RefSeq names its product CUB and sushi domain-containing protein 1. The record is from RefSeq and is a predicted model, not a curated record. Lineage: Eukaryota; Metazoa; Chordata; Mammalia; Artiodactyla; Bovidae. The transcript has 2 exons. The coding region runs from base 1303 to 1791 and encodes 162 amino acids.